ACGCGCAUCAUUGCGACCUUGUCGCCGUCCAUCGACUGCAUCGAAGAGUCCAUUGCGACGCUUAAAUUUGCCGACCGCGCCAAGCAAGUCAUGGUGUCGGUGCGCGUGAACGAGCAACGGGUGAUCGACCCGGCGUAUGUCGAGAAGCUCGAGGCUGAAGUGGUUGAGCUGCGGAGCGUCAUCUCAAGUCUCGAAGGCGGCAACUCGCCAAACCAAGUUGACUCGCAGCUCGUGCGUCUUCUCCAAGAGAACAACGACCUCAAGGCACAGACAGCCAAGCUUCGACGGGAGCUCGACGCCCGAAGCGGCCCCGAGUCGCUUGCCAGCACGAACAACAACAGCAAUGCCAACAACAAUGCGACCAUGGAGCCAAGCGACGACAGGACCAAGCAGCUUCUGGCCCAGAACCAACACAUGGAAGGCGUGCUGAGCCGGCUAAAGGACGCCACGGACCGCUUCUUCAAGUUUGAAAUCGAGGAAGACGACCUCAAAACCAUUCUCGAGACGUCGUUUCGUUCGCUUGGCACCAAUAAGGCCGCCGUCUCAGGUCGCCCGCCCGCCCUUACGACGGCGACUACAAGCACCUUUGCUCGCCUUCGCACCAAAUCGGCAGCGACAGUGCUGAAAACAGCACCGGACGUUGCGUUUCGCGUACGAGGCAAACCGUCGUCGAGCGAGAACGAGAGUACGUGGCAGACGGACGCACCACCGCGCGUCUCGGAGGAGGACGAGAUCAAGGCGGCCGAGAAGGCGCUGAAGAAGCAGGCCAAGAUCCAAGCCUGGCUCCUCGAGAAGGAGCGUCGGGAAAUGACCAAACUCCAGCAGCAGCAAGAGUACAUUGACGAACAGCGACGCGCCCAGGCUGAGAAAGACGCCAAGUUUUACAAGCGCGCCAUGGAGACCAAGAAGAAACUCUCGAGUGCCGUCCCCGAGGCGUCGACGACCUAGUUACUUGCCAUAAACUGUCAAGGCAUCCGUAUUCACCAUAA
Saprolegnia parasitica CBS 223.65 is the source of this 989-nucleotide messenger RNA. RefSeq lists its product as hypothetical. Lineage: Eukaryota; Oomycota; Saprolegniomycetes; Saprolegniales; Saprolegniaceae. The transcript is spliced from 5 exons. Bases 91 to 948 code for a protein of 285 amino acids. The record is from RefSeq and is a predicted model, not a curated record.